Molecule: messenger RNA, 1922 nt
Organism: Ilyonectria robusta
Lineage: Eukaryota; Fungi; Ascomycota; Sordariomycetes; Hypocreales; Nectriaceae
Product: HSF-type DNA-binding-domain-containing protein
Exons: 7
Coding region: 111-1895 (594 amino acids)
Biological process (GO): phosphorelay signal transduction system; regulation of DNA-templated transcription
Molecular function (GO): DNA-binding transcription factor activity; sequence-specific DNA binding; phosphorelay response regulator activity
Source: RefSeq, a predicted model, not a curated record
CGACGCCUAUCACCGCCAACUUGGUCCAUCGAUCCAAGUCGCCCGCCUCACAACCCGCGCCCGCGUACAUAUACAUAUAUAUAUAUAUAUACUCGCGUCACAACUUGACCAUGUCUGGAGGCGAGGUUACCCCAUCCCCUGGGAUUGGCGGCAGUAAUGCCAGCGAGUUUGUCCGCAAACUGUAUCGAAUGCUCGAGGACCCUGCGCAUCAAGAAGUCGCCCGAUGGGGCAAGGAUGGCGAUACUUUUGUGGUGGUCGAGAACGAAAAGUUCACUCGAUCAAUCCUACCCAAGCACUUUAAGCACAGCAACAUGGCCAGUUUUGUUCGUCAGCUUAACAAGUAUGACUUUCAUAAAGUGAGGCAGACGAACGACACCGGCUCCUCAGCAGGCGGCGCAAACACCCUUGAGUUCAAGCAUCCCAACUUCAAAGUCGGGAGCAAAGAUGAUCUCGACAAUAUUCGCCGGAAAGCGCCCGCACCCAGAAGAACUCAGGCUACGGAAGAUUUCACCACAAGCCACCACAUUAGUGUCUUGACCGAACAGCUCACUGCAACACAACAGCAGGUGCAGCAACUCCAGGAAUUGUUCACCGAGGUCUCUCAGACAAACCGACUGCUGGUCAAUGAAGUGUUGACGCUUCAAAAGAUGCUGAACGCUCAGAAGCAAUCCCAGCAUGAGAUGCUCAACUUCAUGUCAUCAAGCGACAGGAACAAUCGCCACCAGCAGUCGAUGCAUCUCAGCGUCGGUACCUCACCAUUGGAUGGAGAUGAGUCGGCGCCCGAGCUUCGACGGGCACGGGAGCUUCUGUCUAGCGUGACUCCUGACUCUAUUGCGGACCGAGAGCUAGAACGCCUCCAAGGCGUUUACGGAUCGCCCGCCGACUCGGCGGUCGUGAUUCCCCAGGCCUCGAUGCCCAUGAUGCAUGAUCCGAUGAACGAUAUUAACCGAUACCCUGUGUACCCAGUAGGCCAGACUGUCGGCAUCGACCCCUUCCACUCCGACCAUAUCCAUAAGAUCCCCUAUGCCAUGCCGAACGACUCAAGUGCUGGUCCCAUGCAGGAGCUGCCCACUCCCCAGCCGAUCAACACCGCAGCCGCCGCGCCGACAAGCUCCAGCUCUUCUUCCAAUACCUCGGCACUCUUGUGGGGAGCCAGGAAGCCAAGAAUCUUCCUUGUCGAAGAUGACCCGACUUGCUCAAAGAUUGGUAUCAAGUUCCUGAAGUCCAUGGGAUGUGAAGUUGAACAUGCUCAAAACGGUGCGGAAGCCUAUAGCCGGAUUACGAGUGUUGGCCGGGAUCAUUUCGAUAUGAUCUUCAUGGAUAUUAUCAUGCCCAGGUUAGAUGGUGUCUCGACAACCAUGUACAUUCGCCAGGAUUGUCCCUCCAUUCCCAUUGUCGCCAUGACAUCCAACAUCCGAUCAGAUGAAGUACACUGCUACUUUGAACACGGCAUGAACGGAGUAUUGGCCAAACCAUUUACCAAGAGCGGUAUGCUCAAGAUCGUAGAGAACCACCUGAGCUACCUCCUCAAGAACUAUGACCCGGCCACUCAGCAAGAAUCCGGGUCAGGUUACGUGGUCGGUGGCGCGGGCUACAUGAACCCACCUGGUAGCCUGAACACAUCCGGGACCACCACCUUCAAGUUUGAGACGACUCCCACUCCUCCGGCAACAGGCUCGACCUGGUCACCAGGACAGAUGCCACAGGCAUCUCCCAUGGCCACCGGGAUGGACCAAGGGUACGGUAUGGUAAACGGAACGGGCCAGUAUGGCAUGACUCCCACCAGCGCGACGCGGGCCACAUUCCCUGGCGGCGUUUCUCAGCCCCACGCGAACUCCCAGGGACGUUUGGAUAACCAAAGUCCCCCGGAAAAACGACAGCGCACCUAUGCGUGACGAAGCUGGAAGAUGGCAUCGUCCAGU